UGAACACACCAUACGAAUUUAAACAAAAAAAGAGGCUCGUGAUCACGAGCUCCAAAAGUCUAACAAUCUAAGCCACCCUCCAUCACGUUUCUCUUCGAGUCGUUCCAUCCGACCGGCAAAGAGCAAUAUUCUGUGCUACAAUCUAUCUAUUCAUUCAUUCAUUCAUCAAUAGACAAUACCAUACUGCGCAUAUCGACAACAAACGACCCAGAGUAGCCCCAUUUGUCGAGUUUUCGAUUCUCUUUGACCGACGUAAUGCAUUGUUAGUCUCGUCAUGAACCCAUAACAAACGCAUUGUCACACCGCCCGAUCGAAUCUUGCGAGCAAACGCUGGCUUUCAAAGGGCCGGGAGAAUACAAAGUUACGGUCUUUCGUACCCGACCUAGUCGCUAUUUGAUCUAGCAAUAUAUUCCUAGACUUUGCGACAAGUUGUCGACUGUUAGCUUCGAAGGGCCAUCUCGAACAAAUCGACGCCGAUCUUUUACAUAAUAUGUCUUUCGGACAACAGGUCGUCAUGCCUGGUGCGUUCUAUUUCGAAGGCACUCAUCACGGCUCUCUAUCUGGCGUCAAUCCAGGAAUGUUUCGACCGCCGAUAUCACCGUCUAGUUCAGAUUCAUUAUGCCUCGGGAGAUCCAGCGGAACCCUAUACUCGGAUACGUCAACACCAAUCUCAAACGCGAAGAGAAAGCGACACAGACCUAACCCGUCGACGCCUUUGAGGAGUUGGGCUAUGCCUACCUACGAUGCAGGGCUAACCGACGAUGCGCGCGAAGAUAAAUCCGAGACGGAUAAAUGGAGCGGAGAGGGGGAGGGACGAUACGUUUUGGCUGGCCAGAUCGCAACCCCGGACGGGGUGGCCCCCUCCGAUAUUCAAGAUGCAAUGGAUGAUAGCAUUUACUCUGAUAUUGAUUAUAGACGUGUACUGGCUUCUAGACGCCCGCACUCCGAAAUCGAAUCAUCUAAUUAUAAUCUUUCAGAUAGGGCCAUACCCCCGUCGCCUCAAACGAGACGAAAUGGAUGGGGAUCACUUGCUUUAAGUACGAUAGGUGGGGUUGUUGGGAAGGUAUUUGAAUUCUGUAAAUCGGGUAUGUUCCGUGGUUUUUAUGCAGGCGGUGGUAAAGGAUACGAAAUGAACGCACCUGCUAUACAACAGACACCUACAUCCGGCCAAGUUUGGUGUAAUGAGCACGAUAUUCCAACCCUUCCAAGUUUCGACGCUACCACGAUUAUGAACAGUCUUCCCCAGUCGGACUAUUCUCCAUACCAUUAUGAGCAAGAGACGCCGGAAUCAACGCCGCCCCCGGCAGCAAAACGGCGCCAGAUUUAUGAAGGGGCUCUUAACACUGAUGAACUUCGCAAAAACUGGGUCAUGGUCCAAGAGCCUGCCGAGAAGACAAGGCCACAAAGCAGGGCUUCGCGAGCGCCGACGAGCCAUGUUCCAGAGCAGCAGACCCUUAAACCGCUUCCCCAUCGCCGCAUCAGUCGACCAAUUAGUCGAGUGAGCAAUCGUACCAGCACGCCUAGCUUUGUCCGACGUCAAGGGAGUAGAGUAACUCCUACUGGGUCUAUUUCCCUAUCUAACUAUGAACCUGCAAGCUUUGCAUCUCCGAGGCCCCACUCACCCUCCCCAUCGCAUAUAACUAGCCGGAUUCCCGUUCCGAGCUGCCCUCAAACCCCGAUUAGAAUUUCACCUGCCCGCCCACUACACCAACCCUCGCUUAUCCCAACCCCCAGCAGCACCCAGCCGAAGCGUAGCCAUCGGAGGAACCAUAGUAAUGCGUCCGCCGCAUCAAUGACACCGGGUAGAGUAAGAAGGGGUGAGUCCUCGAUACAUGAGUUUGAGGAUAAUAGCCCCCGACUAGAUGCCGAGGCUAAGAACCUAGCUGCGAAAAUGUAUCAGGAGGAAAUGGAGGCUGAUAUGCGGAUGAGUGAUCUUAAUGCCAGGCUCAUGGACAUGAUCCGACAAGGGAAGGAAGCUCUAGGUACGACUAUCGAAGUAGAAGCAGGUAAUCAUAAUGGAGGUAUGGAUCCUUGGGAGGAUGCAUGAGCGAAGGGAGAGAGAAGGGAUUGCAAAUGGGAUGGUUUGAUUC
Molecule: messenger RNA, 2090 nt
Organism: Hypoxylon fragiforme
Lineage: Eukaryota; Fungi; Ascomycota; Sordariomycetes; Xylariales; Hypoxylaceae
Exons: 1
Coding region: 491-2047 (518 amino acids)
Source: RefSeq, a predicted model, not a curated record